This is a messenger RNA of Mollisia scopiformis, 759 nucleotides long. RefSeq lists its product as uncharacterized. The coding region runs from base 113 to 571 and encodes 152 amino acids. The transcript has a single exon. Lineage: Eukaryota; Fungi; Ascomycota; Leotiomycetes; Helotiales; Mollisiaceae. The record is from RefSeq and is a predicted model, not a curated record.
GGUAUCUUAGAUAGCAUGGACUUUGUCUUCUUUAUGCCACGAUCCAUAGCAGACCGAAAUAGAUCGUCACUGGCCGGGUAUCCAGAUCCGUGAUGAUCAGAUUAUCAAUGACAUGGAAUCCAUUAUGUGGGUGCACCUCUUAAAUCUCAAAUUCGUUAUCAACAUGCAUCUUAAGUAUACCUGCCUGCAUCCGAACAGUAAGCUGGUGAUGAACUUGGGACAAGGAUCAAAAAGACCCAUGCGCCUCUUCUCCUCGCCUUUCCCAUCUCCCUUUUCAUCCUCCUCCUCCUCCUCAAGGGCCGGUCAAGGCACCUUUUGUACCUCUGCGCCCAGAGUCAUUAUCAUCGAUGAGUGUAUUUGCUUUUUUGGCAUCCCAAGAAAUGCUCGUCGUCAACUUGUCCUGUUGGUGACGGCACAACACGACGCUAGACCCCUCUCGGGGUGUCCGUUCAAUCGCUGCUGUAACCCCUCCAUUCUGCGCUCAUCCUCUCUUCCCGCAACCUUCUCCUCGUUCACCUCCAACCUGAACCUCCUUCUCCCUCCACUCUACGGCCGACGGGCACUCAAUUGAUUCACUAAUAUCGCAUCAAUUGACAAUCCAUUGGCAGACCUCCAGAUUGCUUCUUUUUGCGACCGCUGUAGUUGUCUGCAGUCCGCCUGCGCCAAUUGCGACACUAAGACGACGACUGCACCAAGCCGCAUUCCUUCUCGGUCGCUGUUGCUUGUCAGAUUUGCACCAGCCAGCAAAUUGACCGAGUU